UACUGCGAGCGAAGGAAACCUUUGUUGAUCACAAGACUCCUUAAGCUGCAAGAUAAUUCAUUUCGCAAAGUGAUUUUGAAAGACAGAGCAGUAGAUAAUCCGCUAAAGAAGGGAGUCCCAAGUCCAAGACAUUCAAAACGUAGCUACCGACAUAUUACGAUUCCUCAAGAUCAAACGUGAGAUCGUACUGCGAGUGAAUUUCCUGAAAGAUAAACGAAAAUGUUGCUGGUCAUUUCCAUUUUUGUAUUUGAACUACUGGAUGUAACUUUGUCGGCCCAGAAAGGGGAAAGGUUGACAAAUGUUCUCUGUCAAACGCACGAGACCGUUAUUCCCGUAGAUUCAACUGAUCAUGGCUUUUACCCUUUCUAUGUGAAGCUUCAUCGCUGUGCUGGCUCAGUGGGCACAGUGUCUCCCAAAGUGCAACAUUGUGUGGCACAAAGUUACGAGGAAAUAAACGUCCCAGUGUAUUCGCGUGCAGCAAACUUUCGCCGGACGACCGUCACCAUGAAAAAUCACACCAGCUGCGCUCCUGAAUGUGUAGCCAGUCCGCUUGACUGCGAUUUGGCAGUACAGGACUGGGACGAUAAUUUAUGCGCAUGCAAAUGCAAGUAUCCUGACGGACCACCUAAGGAACUCACUUGCAAAGAAGGAUUUAGGUGGAACAAAUAUAAAUGCGCAUGCGAAUGUGACCGAGCACCUGAGCACUGUUCCAUCAGAAUGACUUGGAGCAAAGACAUCUGCGGUUGCAAAUGUGAGAGCAGUGCAGUAAAUGACUGCAUACAAAUGGAAUUGGGAAUUGACGUUGAUUGCCAGUGCGUGGAUGUGAAGGCGUUCCGCAGACAUAAAGCAGUUUACUCUCGAAACCGGAUGUUUAUAACACUUCUGAUAGGUCAAGCAGUCAUCAUCAUACUCCUCAUUUGUGCUCUGGUACACUGGGUACGAAAGAGAAACCGAAACAGCUCGGCCAACGCUCCGCUCGACGGAUCAGACCCAGGAAAGACGAAUGAUGAAGUUGCUUCUCAAUACCUAAAGGUGGCUGCUAAUUCUUCCGAGUCCUUAGAAGGUGCGAAGGAUUCAAGUGACGACGAUAGCUGCACUGCUCCUUUGUCCCCCAAAGUACGAGUUACAAACAUCUAAAACCAUACCUCAGGGAUACCAGUAUCUCAGCGACGAUAUGCCACAGAAGAAACAAAAGAGAAACAUCCACAGAAAGACAAGGUGAAGUAUAAUGGGGACGAUAUGCCACAGAAGAAACAAAAGAGAAACAUCCACAUAAAGACAAGAUGAAGUGUAAUGACCCAUUCGACCCUAAUAUAACAAUAAAACUAUAGGAUGUGCUCAGUAGUUAAUCUCGAUUUCGAGAUUAAAAUCUUUUAUGAUAAAUAGUGAGCUGAUAUGCUCUCCUCACCUUAUUUGCGCAGGUACAGAGCUGAACUUAUAUGUAACUGACCAAAUUUGAAAAAGCCGAACUAUUUCGCUAAGAUCGCUUAGAGGCGAUUUUUUAUAUAUAAAAGUCAAUAACAUGAAGGCAGAUGUUUUUUCCCUGCCUGUCUAUGAAAUGAGGAGUGUACUCUUAAAUAAUAUAUUUCAACAACGAAUACAAUUUAAUCCCCCCAAAUUGGAGGCAGAGAGAGUAGUGUUAAUAACACGUAAUAUUUGCUUGCCUUUGCUCAUUUAUUUGCUAGGAUCUGUCCCUUUCUUGUACCCAAUGUACUCAGUAAAACGUGGUAAGUUAAACCAAUUUUUGAUUAGUAGGGUUCAAGUUGUCACUAGCCUCUAUUUUCAAUGUGCUAAAUUAGACGUCGACAAACAUCAGUUUAAGCAGCUUCUAUGAAGAAGAAAAUUUUAAUCCGCAUUUAACUCUUUAUCCCCUAGCAUCAGUAUCCCUAUUCUCCAUACCAUUCACUAUACAUUUAUCAAGGUGCUGACAAAGAGAAUUUGUUUAAUAAUCAAGAGUUGCUUUAGUUGGUGAUCAUUUCCUCUAUUCUCAUGACCUUAAUGUUUGUUUCAAGGGUGAUAUUGUAAGGAGAAAUUAGAUGCUAAUCACUCUGAGGGUAGAAAGGUCAACAAAGCAGUAAAACAUGUGUAAGCUUUGGCGUGAGUGGGGUUCAUGACCCAAGGAAUCACGUGCACAAGGCUUGCCAAUCAUGGUCAAGCUAGCUCCUUCAACGAUCAUUUUAAAAUUGUUAUAAAGAUAACAUUGUUAGUAUUUUAGCAUCGUAUUUAUUUAAAAAAAAAAUAGUCAGAUCUUUUAGCUAGAGGAGGUAAUUUGGAAAAAUAAUCAUUGUCUAUAUGCGGAACAUAAGAGUAUAGCUAGGGACAUCUAAUAGGAAUCACUGAAAGUAGCACAACGCAAUGUCGCACCCACUUUCAGACAAUUGUAUCAUGUUUUGGGUUAUGACAUGGUGCUAUAUUGAUUCAAAAGUGCCUCUUAAAAAUGAUUUACCAACUACACGUGAACAAAAGGAAGCUGUAAAUAAUCCCUGACUCUCUGGAAAUGAGAAAUUCAAUAAAUAUGGAAAUU
This is a messenger RNA of Pocillopora verrucosa, 2524 nucleotides long. RefSeq lists its product as uncharacterized. Gene Ontology annotation, molecular function: growth factor receptor binding. NCBI's taxonomy places the organism in Eukaryota, Metazoa, Cnidaria, Anthozoa, Scleractinia, Pocilloporidae. Gene Ontology annotation, biological process: positive regulation of cell population proliferation; positive regulation of protein autophosphorylation. The record is from RefSeq and is a predicted model, not a curated record.